Messenger RNA from Lacerta agilis (Sand lizard), 3818 nucleotides. RefSeq names its product ankyrin repeat domain-containing protein 50-like. Gene Ontology annotation, molecular function: protein binding. Bases 136 to 3726 code for a protein of 1196 amino acids. The transcript has 4 exons. Lineage: Eukaryota; Metazoa; Chordata; Lepidosauria; Squamata; Lacertidae. The record is from RefSeq and is a predicted model, not a curated record.
GAGAAGGAGGAGGAGGAGGAGGAGCAGGCUUCUCCCCCACCCUACUUUCCAGCCCCCCACCUCGCCCGUGGAACCGGCCCUGACCCCUCCCUCGGUGCCACCACCGCCCGGACCCCGCCAUGCCCCCGGCCUGGCAUGGAGCCCUCUGGGAGCCUGCUUCAGGGCAAGCCCUUCUACUGCCGGGAGUGGGCGCUGGGCCGGCUGGCGCUCAGCCUGGAGGGGGGCGGGGGGGUGCUGGUGACGGGGGGCCCCGGCAGCGGCAAGACGGCCCUGUGCACUGAGGCGCUGUGGCCCACCUCCGAGGUGGGGCACCGGGUGGGGCUGGGCGAGAGCGCCUUGGCCUGGCACUUCUGCCAGCCACACGAUGGCGCCACCUGCUCCCCCCGAGGCUUCCUCCUCCGGCUGGUGGAGCAGAUCCGCCAGUGCCCACUGCUGCCCGGGUACGGAGAGCGUCUCAGCCGGGAGGAUGCCCAGAGGAGCCUGGAGAACGCGCAGUGCAAGAAGGAUCCGGACGAAGCCUUUCGCAGGGCCGUCCUGCUCCCCCUGCUGGACCUGCCGCCGCCCCCCAAGCCCCUCCUGCUGGUGGUGGACGCUCUGGACGCCGGCCAGGCUGAGCGCGAAGAGGAGCGAGCCCCCCCUCCGGGGCCCAGCCGGACCAUCGCCCAGCUCCUGGGGAGCCACCUGCAGCUGCUGCCCCCCUGGCUGCUCCUGGUCUGCACUGCUCGCUCCCACAGCAAGGGGGUGCUGCGCCUCUUCAACGGGUUCCGGCGCCUGUGCCUGGACGACCUUCGCCGGGAGCCGGUGGUCUGCGAUGUCCAGCAGUACAUCCUGGCGCGGCUGGACCGGGAGGAGCCCCUCCGUCGCCACCUGACCCGUGACACGGCCGAGGCCCUGAGCCAGCUGCACAUCAAGAGCAACGGGUGCCUGCUGUACCUGGAGCGGGUGCUGGACGGCGUGGCGGGCGAGCUGGUCACCCUGCGCGAGGUGCGCCACAUCCCGGGCACCCUCUAUGGCCUCUACCUCUGGCUGUGCCAGCGUCUCUUCCCAGGCCAGGACUUUGCCCUUGUCCGCCCCCUGCUGGAGGCCCUCCUGGCCGCACCGCGCCCCCUGCGCCCCAUGGAGCUGUAUGCCGCCGUGUGGACUCGCCGCCCGGUUCCCCGGGAGGAGUUUGAGGGCUGGCUGGCAUCCCUAGCGCCGCUGCUCCACCAGGGAGACGGGGGCACCUGCAUCCUCUUCCACGCCAGCUUCGCUGAGUGGCUCUGCGACGUCAAGCACUGCACCCAGAGGUACCUCUGUUGCCCGGCCCGCGGGCACGCCUCUCUCGCCAUGAGCGCCUCGUGCCGCGCACCUGCGCUGCUGCCCGAGCAGGUGCACGAACUGGCGCACCACCUGCUGCACGCCGAACUGGGCAUGGAAGCCUGGCAGCUGGCGCUGUGGUUGGUGUGGUGCGGGGCGCCGGUCGAGCGCUGCCUGGAGCCUGAGGAGGCGCUGCUGCUGCCCCUGGCGCCCGCGGUGCUGGAGCUUCUGGUGCUGGCGGGCGCACGGAUGAGCUCCCAGGGCCCUGGACCGUCCCUUCAGCAAGCCCUUGAGAGGGAGGACUCGGUGCGGCUACUCCUGGAAAACGGCGCCAGCGUCAACCAGCGGGACGUCACAGGGCGCACCCUGCUAGCCAGCGCCGCUCACAGUGGCAACCAUGAGGUGGCGGGUCUCCUCCUGGCACGUGGGGCGCAGGCCGAGGUCCCAGACCGGCAUGGGCAGACACCCAUGACCCUGGCUGCCCGCCAAGGCCACACCAAAGUCCUGCUCUGUUUGCUGGCACAUGGUGCCCACGUAGAUCGCCCUGACCGAGAGGGCUGGACAGCGCUGCGGGCAGCCGCCUGGGGGGGCCACGGCGAGGCCGUGGGGGUCUUGCUACGAGCCGGUGCCAACGUGGACUGUGCUGACGCAGAAGGGAGGACGGCGCUGAGGGCGGCGGCCUGGGGCGGCCACGAGGAGAUUGUUGCCACACUGCUGGAGCACGGAGCCAACCUCAACCGGGCAGAUACCGAGGGACGCACGGCACUCAUUGCAGCGGCCUACAUGGGGCACCGCGAGAUUGUGGCGCUGCUGCUGGCGCACGGAGCCCACGUGGACCACGCCGACGUGGACGGGCGCACGGCACUGUCAGUGGCGGCCCUGUGUGUGCCUGCCAGCCGCGGCUACGCCAAGGUGGUGGAGCUCCUCCUGGACUACGGGGCGUCCCCGGGGCACAAGGACCGGGAUGGCAUGACCCCCUUGCUGGUGGCCGCCUAUGAGGGCCAUGCCGACGUGGUGGAGCUGCUGCUGGAGGCCGGGGCAGAUGUGGAUGAGGCCGAUGGGGCUGGCUGUGCCCCUCUACUGGCAGCCGCCUCCAUGGGUCACCGUGCCGUGGUGGACACCUUGCUGCUCUGGGGGGCGGCCGUCGACGGGCUGGACGGCGAGGGCCGCACGGCACUGGGCGUGGCUGCUGGGCAAGGCAGCGAGGCGGUGGUUCGGGCGCUGCUAGAGAGAGGCCUGGACGAGAACCACCGGGACGCCCUGGGCUGGACCCCGCUGCACCUAGCCGCCUGGCAGGGCCACGCCAGGACGUGCGCUGCGCUCCUGGAGGCCGGGGCCCGUGUGGCGGAAACAAACCGGGACGGGAGGGUGCCCCUGAUGCUGGCUGCCCAGGAAGGCCACACGGACACCGUGCAGCUCCUGCUGGACCGCGGCUCCCCCAUCGACCACCAGGGCUACGACGGGCUCUCCGCCCUCUUGCUGGCCAUGCUGGGGGGCCACCGAUCCACGGCCGAGCUGCUCCUGCGCAAGGGGGCUGACGUCAACCUCUCAGACGCCGAGGGGCGCCCCAUGCUGUACCUGCUGGUGCUGGAGGGGCGCCUGGAGAUGGCGGAGCUGCUGCUGGAGAAUGGGGCUGGGCUAGAGGGGCAGGAUGCCCAGGGGCGCUCAGCCCUGCACGUGGCCUGCUGGCAGGGCCAUGCCGAGGUGGCACAACUGCUGCUGAGCUACGGGGCCGACGUGGACGCAUUGGACACGGAGCGCCGUUCUGCCCUGCACCUGGCAGCCUGGAGGGGCCACGCCCGGAUCGCCCGUCUGCUGCUGGAGGGCGGGGCUCAGCCUGACCAUGCCUGCAACCAGGGGGCCACGGCGCUGGGCAUCGCCGCCCAGGAGGGGCAGGCAGAGGUGGCAAAAGUCCUGCUGGAGCAUGGUGCCAGCCCUGGCAUCCUUGACAGAGCCGGCCGGACCCCUCUGCGUGUGGCGGCCAAACGGGGCCAUCGGGACGUCCUGCGGCUGCUGGAGGGGCAUGGGGCUGCGCCCGGCUCCCCAGGCUCCGUGGGCAGCUCCCCCUCGGCCUCGCUGGACUCGGCGGCAGGCGAGCACCCCAAGUCGCAGACCUCCCUCUGUUCCUCGGGCGCCGCCACAUCCUCCACUUUCCACUCGCUGGCCACCGCGCAGACGGUCCCCGUGGACACCCUCAGCUUCGCCCAGCAGAUCCAACAGCACUCACUGCCUCGCCGGCGCCAGUCUGCCCUCGCUGCCCUGCCCCGACCCACAGUGGCUCAGGAGAAGCACAACGGGGAGGCCGUGGGGAGCCCCUUGCUCCUCUCCAUCGACACCCUGGACCCCCACCUGCACCUCAAAGCGGCCAUCAAGCUGCAGUUCGAGGGCCCCACCUGUGGCUACGAGUACAAGCAGGAGACGCCCCUCUGACAGGCACUGGGGGGGCAGGGGCAUUUUCGUGAGUGGGUCUGCUAAUGCACAAAGGCCUUGGUGAUGGGCACUGCCACCACUUGGGGGUGGAG